ACGAUAAAUGCAGUGGCCAGCGGCGAUUUACGAGAUCCAAUCUGAUUUGAGAGCAAGAAUAUAUAUCGAAUGAGGAAACGUGGAACAUUGAACCGGAUAGAUAAAAAUGUCAUCACUGGCGGAGUUUCCUGUGUGGGUAUAGUAUCGGGAAUAGGCUUCGCAAAGGAUGAUUGAUCAGCCGUAGUUCCGCGAAUUUUUGCGUCAACGUGUCCGCUCGGUCUGCGAGAAAUGUCGAGGAGUGGAAUACGCUUAUGAGAGAGGAUCCGUCGAUCGAGAAGGGACAACGCAACAGGAAAUAUAGUGCGAUAGUACGAGGAUCCUAACCUUGUUAAAAAUGAAGUCUGGCACUAUGAACUCUGACAAACACAGAGGUUCCACGCUUUUAAAGGUGGAGGAAAACGAGCAGGUCUUCCAGUUAAUAGGGAAUCGAUGCCAGUGUUUAGCAGCUGGAGUUAUUCAAUUAUAUUUGACUGAACCACCUUUACACAAGGAAUGGAUAAAGAAAACUACAGGUAUUAUAACAUUGAUAAGGGAUAACCCUAGACGUAGCUUUUUCCUUCGCUUAUAUUGCUUACAAAGGAAAGCAAUGUUGUGGGAACAUGAAGUAUAUAAUGCAAUGGAUUAUAAAGCACCAUUGUCUUACUUCCAUACAUUUGAAGCAGAAGACUGUAUGGCUGCUUUUAAUUUUGCGAGUGAAACAGAUGCCGUAACGUUAAGAAAUAUUCUUCUUGGUAAGCUGAAUGCUAAACGUCAAAGAAGACAACAAAGACGGUCUAAGAUAGAAGGAGAAACUCAGCAUGGUGCAACAUUGCCAUGGAGAAAUCAGAGCAAUACAUCACCCGUUGCAUUUAGUACAGGAUCAACUUCCAAUUUAUUGAAUGGAACGCCAACUACAGUUGGUGUGAAUAGGAGUGCUUCUAGUAGUUCUAUGUACACAAGUAAAAAGAAGAAACGAGAGAAAACUAAGAAAAGAUUAACUAAAGAUGAUAUUGGCCCUCCAUCAAAUUUUAUACACGUUACGCAUUGGGCAUGGAAUAACAGUAGCAAAGAAUUGGAAUUAGAAAAAGUUGAUCCACAUUUAAAACUUUUUCUCGAUAAAGUUGGUGUAUCGGAACAUCAAUUUAGAAAUCAAGACACACGUAAUUUUAUUUACGAUUUUAUUGAAAAAAAUGGUGGUAUGAAUGCCAUUAGAGAAGACAUAUCUUCGUCUAUCCCAAAAUCUAAUGUACAACAACUACAACAACUACAACAGCAGCAGCAGCAGCAGCAACAACAGCAACAACAGCAACAACAACAACUACUACUACUACAACAACAACAGCAGCAACAAGCACCGAUAGCGCCUCAAAGACAGGAAUAUCCACCUCCAGUUCCAGCAAGAACAAUAGCUCAUCAAACACGAAGUGCUCCACCACUACCUCCGAACCGAAUUAAUGCACCUUCAACACCACCAAGUGCACCAGCUAAUGCACCACCCAUUCAUAGGACAUUGCCAUCUCGACCGCCACCACCUUCUUUAACUUCUGCGCCAUCACUGCCACCGCCUCCACCUCCACCUCCUCCUCCACCACCACCUCCACCAGUUCCAACUCCAGUUCCACAUACCAGAAGUAGUUUAACCGCACCUGUUCCACCUCCUCCACCAUUACCAAGCAUUGAUGAUGAAACUGUCAAUACAAGUGCCACCAAUAAUAAUAAUACUAGUAAUGACAAUAAUAACGAAGAUAUCGCUGAUCUGAGAUCGACACUCAUGGAAUCUAUAAGAAAUGGCACUACACUUCGAAAAAUUGAUAAAUCUGAAAUAAAACAAAAUCCUCCUCCUGGGGAUUCAAGGAAUGCUUUGUUAGAACAAAUUCGUCAAGGAAUUGAGUUGAGGCCCGUUUCAAAUGAAGUUAAAAGUAAACCAGCAUUUCAAGGAGGAUUGGCUAAUGCUUUGUCAAGAGCACUCGCUGAACGAUCAAGUGCAAUCCAUAGUGAAAGUGAGGAUUCAACUAGUGAAACUAGUGAUGAUGAUGAAUGGGAUGAUUAAUUCAGAUGAAUUAUAUAACUUGAGGAAUAAAACAAUAUAUCACUGUGAUAAAUCUGCUAUCAAUAAACAUGUAAACAGAUUAGCUACUGUAAAUGUAUAAUAUAACAAUCUUGAAUUUGAUAUCCAAAGAAGAAUGAAAAUCACAUGUAAAUGUUCCGAAAAUGGAAAUCGUGUAAAUGUGUUAUCAGAAAGUAAGGCACAAUUACAUGGAUAGGGCAGGUAAGGGCAGAGUGAAGGUCCUAUUUAUAAUUUCACAUAAAUUGUAACAUACAAUUAUCUGGUCUGAAAAAGAAAAAAAAAGUAUAAAUAUUAUAUAGCACAACAGGUAUAAAAUGUCGAUUUUUUGCUAACUAAUAUUUGUGUAAUUGAAAAUUAAUAUUUGUCAAAUAUAAUGAAUACCAUGGAAACAAUUAUACAUAUUACCUAUUCAUGCUGUUUCAAUAAAUAUCAUAAGAAAUAUAAUGAUGAAUAUAAUUACGUAAGAAUUAGCGUAAUUAUCUAUACAGUUAAUAAUAUCACAAAUUCUAUGUAAGUUCAUAUUACUUUAAAAGUUAGCACACUUCUUGCAUGAUGAUUGUAAAAUUUGCCCUAGUUUAUUCUGCCCAAUUCGUGUGACUCAAAAUAUAUAAUUUUAAGUUAGCAACAGAUAGUCCAAGAUGCACAUGUACAUUGGCAUAACAUUGUAAACGUAAAAUAGAUUUUCAAAUUAAUUGGAGUAAGUUUAUCAAUUUAAGUAGACCAAAAAGAAAAAAAAAAAUAAAAGUAUUAAAAAUGUUACAAUUUUUCCAGCUUAAUACUCUAUGAGAUUGCAUAAUUUCGAUACUGAACUGUAUACAAAAGAUACAUUGAAAUUGUAUUAAUUUACAGAAACUUGACCUAACAUCUCAAAGAAAAAGAGAACGUAUAAUUAAUGUAUCUAUGUGUAUUACUGUACAGAUCGAUUUUUAAGAAUUAUCUAUCAUAAAAUUAAUCAUAAAAGAUGUUAAGGUCGGCCUAUAUGUUUCAAAAAAAUCAGGAAUCGACUCUUGUAAAAAUAUAUAAGUUACAUUUAAAUCUAUUAGUAUACUGAAUAUUUGUUAAAGAAAGGAUCUUCUUUCUCAUUUACUGUUUCGUUUACAGACUUGGAAACUCGUUUGAGAUAUAUUUAAAUAACGGCCUUGUAUCUAGUCGGUUACGAAACUAAAACAGGUGCCCUGAACUGAUGUAAAUUAUAAUAUCUUAAAAUAGUUUCUGAAGUCUUUAAGUAACUCGGUAAAUUACGAGUUGAUAAUUUUUAAUAUUUUAUUAUAUUAACUUCUUAUUUCCUUUUUUUUUUUUUUAAUUCUUUAACUUAUUAUAUUAGUUUUAAUAUUUGUCGUCCUUCUAAGAGAGAGAGAGAGUCAUAAGAGUGGUGUUUUAUAGAAUAGCAAAUUAAAUGAACUUCCAUGAUGAAGCACGGUCAUUCUUGCAUCGCUGGACAAUAUAAUUAAUUAAUAUAAUAUAAUUAAUUCGUUCAAUUAAAAAACGCAGCGCAUCAAACGACUCUUAGAUGUAUCCUACUAAAGUAUGUAAACGUAAGGUUACAAUUAACGUAAGGUUACAAUUACGAUGUAGUAAGAAUUGUAUAUUUUCACGUGUGUGAUAUAGGUGUCAAGCCUGUGGGAAUGAGGCGAAAACCUAGAGAAAUUGUCUAUGGAAAUGUAUGAAGCACAAGAUAAAAGUUUUACGCCACUAUGGAGAAAUCCUAGUCACACAGAAAUGAGAAAAAAAAGAGAAUAUGUUAAUUAUUAGUUAUUGUAUUUUAUUAUAUUCUAUGCAAUAUUAUUGUAUACGUAAAUGCGUUUCGACGCCCCGAACUUUUUCUUCGGAUUGACUAAAAAGAUCAUAGUUGCAGGAUUUUUGCUUGAAGUAUAAAAAUACUGAGACAAGAGCAUAAUCAAGAGGAAGAAAGCUAUACUAUGUUUGUUAACUAGAAUAAAGAGAAAGUAGCGAAUAAUGUUAACGAAAGACUUGUUACAAUGAAAUUUUACUUUGAACGCAUUAUAUAGAAAUAUUGUUGCAUUUAAAAAGAGAAGAGAAGAGAGAAAGAGCUAUUAAUGGACAUGUAAUUUUUGUCCAAUUUUAAGAAGUAAAUUGUUCUUCUAUUGAAUGUACAUAUAGCAUAGUACAUGUUACAAAUCGUUUUCGGUUUGUAUUAUGACUACCAAAUAUCAAAAACUAUAAAAAAAAAAAAACAUACAUAUACAACAAA
This is a messenger RNA of Frieseomelitta varia, 4259 nucleotides long. RefSeq names its product neural Wiskott-Aldrich syndrome protein-like. Gene Ontology annotation, biological process: actin filament organization; regulation of transcription by RNA polymerase II. Gene Ontology annotation, molecular function: actin binding; transcription cis-regulatory region binding. The transcript has 7 exons. Bases 335 to 2029 code for a protein of 564 amino acids. Gene Ontology annotation, cellular component: nucleus. NCBI's taxonomy places the organism in Eukaryota, Metazoa, Arthropoda, Insecta, Hymenoptera, Apidae. The record is from RefSeq and is a predicted model, not a curated record.